GCGAAGGUUGAGCCCGCGGCUGAGCAGCAAAGGGAGGAGGGCGGCGGCGGCGGCAGCUCCUUCUCAUGGCGCUCAACCUGAGCCGGAAUGGGCCGGCGCUGCAGGAGGCCUACGGCCGGGUGGUGGCCUCCGGGAGCCCGACGGACUGGGCUCUGUUUACUUAUGAGGGUAACAGCAAUGACCUGAGAGUGGCUGGGACUGGAGAUGGAGGCCUGGAGGAGAUGGUGGAAGAACUCAACAGUGGGAAAGUGAUGUAUGCCUUCUGUAGGGUGAAAGAUCCCAACUCCGGUUUGCCCAAAUAUGUGCUCAUCAAUUGGUUUGGCGAAGGCGUUAAUGAUGUGAGGAAGGGAGCCUGUGCCAACCAUGUCAGCUCCGUGGCAAACUUCUUGAAGGGUGCUCAUGUAACAAUAAAUGCUCGGGCUGAUGAAGAUGUGGAACCAGAUACUAUCAUGGAGAAAGUGUCUAAGGCUUCCGGAGCAAACUACAACUUUCACAAAGAAGGCAGCAAGUUCCAGGAUGCAGGCCCUCAGGCACCUGUGGGUUCAGUCUACCAGAAAACUAAUGCCAUGUCUGAGAUCAAAAGAAUCAGUAAAGACAACUUCUGGGCCAAAGCAGAGAAAGAUGAGGAGAACCGUCGGCUAGAGGAAAAGAGAAAAGCAGAAGAAGAGCGCAAGCGCCUGGAAAAGGAGCGCCGGGAGCGGGAAUUGCAGGAAGCAACUUUACGUGAGCAAAGAUUUAAGGAGCGGGCCAAUGAGAUAGAUGCCCAGAAGAAAUUCCAGCAACAACAGGAAACAGAGUCAAGAGACAGAGAUAAGCAACAACGGAAAGAGGAGGAAGAUCACUGCAAGAGGCAGCAGGGUAUCCGAAGGAGAAGUGAGUCUGUGGAGAAAGCUCAGGAAGCAGCAUCACUAAUAUCACAAAGAUCAGUGAAUCCUCGUGAUAUCUUCAGACAGAAAGAGAGGUCCAUGUCCACUGAAGCGGCAGCUGCUGGUUCCCAGCCAGGCAAGUUACGGAGCCCCUUUCUCCAGGAGAACAGUCACGUGGAGGCCCCCGUCUCCCCCGUCCUUCCUGCUGUGCAAGAUGUUCACCCUCCUCCUGUUGUCCAUUCAUCUGUACACGACACACCUCCCGUCUCUCCUGGUCCCGAGCAUGGCGAUUCUGUAAAACAGGACACUCCUGUCUCCCACCCAGAAGUGGAACAUGAAGCAGUAUAUGAAGAACCACCUAGUCAGCCAGCUAUCUAUGAUGAACCUCCUGAGGAACAACCUGAAGACACUAAAUAUGAGUACACUGAAAACUACCAGCAAAAUCCUAACUUGGAGGGGAAAGGUUUAUGUGCUCGAGCUCUAUACGACUAUCAAGCUGCUGACGACACUGAGAUCUCUUUCGACCCUGAGAACAUCAUCACCAACAUUGAGAUGAUUGAUGAGGGCUGGUGGUGUGGUUAUGGUCCUGAUGGCCACUUCGGGAUGUUCCCUGCCAACUAUGUGGGACUCAUCGAAUAAGUGGCUUGUGCUGGGGAAAGGAUGCAAGCAAUACCUGGAAGAACAGCUCUGUCCAUUCCGAUUCUCGAGGUGAAAUGCUGCAUUGCUUUUUAAGAGUGACGUGCCAUUGCUUGGUGCCCUUGUUGCUGGAGCAGCGUCUGCCUCUGCCUGGUGAAGCAGCACUUGUCCUUUGCCUUCUUUUUGCUUUCCUUAACUGGGAUUUUUAGGUGAGGAUAGGCAAUCCAUCUUGGCAGUGCACAGCCCUUUCCUUUAGAUUGUUUGAGGGUGGGAGGGAAAUACCUUUUAGAGGAGUAAAGGCUUUGGCCAAAAACAUCAUUUCCGGACACACAGGGACCAGAUCACUGUUUGAACUUCCAACUUGGAGCAUUUAGAGAUAAGAUGAGCUUAACAAAAAUAGGGAUGUCUCAUGCAGACUUAUGUUUGAUUUGAUGUGUUGCAGAAUUCCAAGACAGCGUAAAGAGGUAUCGUAAGGCAUGCGUGUUGGUGAAAUUUAAGCUUGCAAUCCAUAACCCAGUUCUCUGAAAGGUCUGCUUUGGGGAAAAUGGAUUGUGCUUUGUAGCUUUUGGAGAUGCAGUCUACUAGGAAGCACUUGAGGGCAAGUUCUGCUGAAAGGGAUGGCGUUGUGCGUUACGUCUGCAGUGCUCUUGUGCAGCCCCCUUCCAUUUCAGUGGAGUAAUUAUUCAAUGGGAGAUUGUGCCCUCUAAGUGCUCCAUUCUUUUGUGUGGGGAUCAAGCUGGGCUGCCCUUUAAGUUCUUGGGUAUUUGUGGAAAUUCUCUCCUUGCUUUAGAGCAAAAUGCUGCCACGGCGGCUUCUUGAACAUGUCUUCAGACAUAAACACCAUCGAGGCCGUUUGUAAGAGAGAAGCCCUGGAAGCAAUGCCAGCAUUCACUGCUUUAAAUAUAAUGCUCUGUGUGUGUGUUGCGUGGCUUGGCUACUAGAAGGGGACCUUGACUCCAGCAUUACCGUUUCUUAGAUUUUAAAAGCCUUAAAUUGCCUUUAGAUAGGAGUUGGAUUAAUUUCUCCUUUCUUUCCUUUUUAUAGUUGGGUAGAAGGAAAGAUAAAGACACCCCCGGCAGCUGAGCCACUUAGGAGUGGUGCGCAUGUGCUGUGAUGAUUGUGUGACACUGUGCACCCCUAAUCAACAUCAGCUAAUUGUAUUAACCCAGUAAAGCCAUUUGUGGGGUCAAAUGCUUCAUUUUAAAUAACCUGUCAAACUCUCACCAGGCGCUGCCUCCUCUUGGUGUAUUAGCUAUGACUGAAAGUCCCCCCCCCCCUUUUUAAAGCAUUUUAGCAUUCUUUUGUCUGUUUUGCUGGACAUGGGUUGGAUGCAGUUCUCAUCCAAAUGUUCAAAGUGCUCUCUAUUCAGAUAAUCUGACAGGAACAUAAGUGCUGUAGGAGAGAGCUUCCUGUUUGUUUAAUGUUUGCAACUAGUGCUGUUGCAAGGUUAAAUUCCACUCUGCCCUGCCUUUAUGCCUGAUGUGGUAACAAUUACAGAAACAAGAAUUCCUAAAGCAGCUCUCAGUUAAUCUGUUCCAGCCAGUUUUCCUUUAAUGGCAUCUUUAAAAAUGAUAGUUUCGAUGGUAGUGAGAAGUUUCCAGAAAUAGAUUCUUUCCACAUGCUUUGCUUUCCCCAGUCUGUGGAAGCAAACCAUGAACUAUUAAUUCCACUUCUGAAAAGGAUUGCUGUCUUAUUCCCUACUCUCCCCCCACCAGGUAUAGAACAAACCUUUCAAAAACACUGUCCGUGCUUAACUCCUCUAUACAAAAUAACAUCUAAUAUGGGACCUCUUCUUUUAGCUUGACUACAUUGGGCUGUACUUUUUGUUAUCUUAAUUCCAUCUUUCCUUUCAGGAAUGAUAAAGAAAUUUUACUUUUUGGGGAUAACUGCAGAAGGCCAACAGUGGCUCCAUAAGGAUUUUAAAAAAUUAUUAGAAUUCCCAAACAUCAUGCAAAAUCACUGCUGUUUCACUGUAACUGCUCACUGCUUUUGUCCAAAUCCUCCUUUUUCUAGCCUUCUGCCAUGCAUGAAGAUUUGGGGUGGGGAAAAAGCUUGUGACUUGUAUCAGGAUGACCCGAAUAAUUAAAACAAGUGAAAUGAUGAAAACAA
This is a messenger RNA of Varanus komodoensis (Komodo dragon), 3611 nucleotides long. It is a transcript of the gene DBNL, whose product is annotated as drebrin like. The transcript is spliced from 14 exons. Gene Ontology annotation, molecular function: actin filament binding. NCBI's taxonomy places the organism in Eukaryota, Metazoa, Chordata, Lepidosauria, Squamata, Varanidae. Gene Ontology annotation, biological process: positive regulation of axon extension; positive regulation of dendritic spine morphogenesis; regulation of actin filament polymerization. Gene Ontology annotation, cellular component: plasma membrane; cortical actin cytoskeleton; postsynaptic membrane. The record is from RefSeq and is a predicted model, not a curated record. Bases 66 to 1505 code for a protein of 479 amino acids.